This is a messenger RNA of Acomys russatus (golden spiny mouse), 4158 nucleotides long. It is a transcript of the gene Per3, whose product is annotated as period circadian regulator 3. Gene Ontology annotation, cellular component: cytoplasm; nucleus. The coding region runs from base 417 to 3752 and encodes 1111 amino acids. The transcript is spliced from 21 exons. Gene Ontology annotation, biological process: negative regulation of transcription by RNA polymerase II; circadian regulation of gene expression; entrainment of circadian clock by photoperiod. The record is from RefSeq and is a predicted model, not a curated record. Gene Ontology annotation, molecular function: transcription corepressor binding; transcription cis-regulatory region binding. Lineage: Eukaryota; Metazoa; Chordata; Mammalia; Rodentia; Muridae.
UAGGCGAGGCUCUGCGGGGCUGUGGGAGGCGGCGAGCGCUCGGCUGGCAGGACGCCGGCGAGCUCGCACGGCCGGGCACUCCUGCCCCUGCCUUCCGCCCGGUCACCUCGCAACGUUACGUUCUAGGUGUUCCUCGAUGCUCGCUGACUUCCCUGCACAGAAGGUGGAAAAGUUGUUUUGGUCUGAACGCGCCCGAGAGCCACGCUGGUGGUCCGGCCAGCCCGCUUCCGGCGUGGAGCUGUUGGUGGAGCUCGGCACCCGAGCAGAUUCUGUGGAAAUGCUGAGGAGAAAAGUGCCCCUCAGAUGAGCGUGGUCGGCGACCAGUCUUUCCCGAAGGCGAUGGCAGGGACCAAAACAAGCUGGUUUGGGCUGCUAGCUGCAAACUGAGAGAAGCAGGCUGAGGGCUGCCAGGCGGGAUGGACCUCUGUGGAGAUCCGGCAGCGCCCGGCGGCGACUGUCCCCAGGCUAGGGGACAGGGGCUCCAGGGGGCGUCUGGCCAGAAGGGUCCUCUGCAGGGAACUUACGUGGACGGCAGCCACAGUGAACAUGAAGACCGAAACAGAAUGUCUGAAGAACUUAUAAUGGUUGUUCAAGAAAUGAAAAAGUAUUUUCCAGCCGAGAGACACAGUAAACCCAGCACCCUAGAUGCCCUUAACUAUGCCCUACGCUGUGUACAUAGUGUGCAAGCAAACAGUGAAUUUUUCCAGAUUCCCAGUCCACAUGGAACAUGUCUGGCAGAUGUGACUGUGUACAGUCUUGAGGAGCUGGCCUGUCUUGUUUCUGAACAUACUUCCAAGAACACAGAUACCUUCGUGGCAGUGUUUUCAUUUCUGUCUGGAAGGUUAGUGCACAUUUCUGAACAGGCUACUUUGAUCCUGAAUUCAAAGAAAGAUGUCUUGAAGUCCUCGCACUUUGUUGACCUGAUUGCUCCUCAAGACGUGAGGGUGUUCUACACACAUACUGCUCGCACUCAGCUCCCUUUUUGGAACAGCUGGACCCAAAGAGCCUCACGGUAUGAAAAUGCACCCGUGAAAUCCUUUUUCUGCAGAAUCUGUGGAGGUGGAGCCAGAGAGCAAAAGAAGCAUUACUCCCCUUUCCGGAUCCUCCCCCAUUUGGUUCAUGUGCACAGCUCUGCCCAACCAGAGCCAGAGCCUUGCUGUCUCACAGUGGUUGAGAAGAUUCACUCUGGUUAUGAAGCUCCUCGAAUCCCAGUGGAUAAAAGAAUUUUUACCACAACACACACUCCAGGAUGUGUGUUUCUUGAAGUAGAUGAAAGAGCAGUGCCUUUGCUGGGUUACCUACCUCAGGAUCUGAUUGGAACCUCCAUCUUAACACACUUGCACCCAGAAGAUCGGCCUCUGAUGAUCGCCAUACACCAGAAAGUCUUAAAGUAUGUGGGCCGUCCUCCGUUUGAACACUCGCCCAUCAGAUUCUGCACUCAGAAUGGAGAUUACGUCAUUCUGGAUUCCAGCUGGUCCAGCUUUGUGAACCCCUGGAGCCGGAAGGUUUCCUUCAUCAUCGGUCGACAUAAGGUUCGAACGAGUCCAUUAAAUGAGGAUGUUUUUGCUACCAGAAUAAAAAAGGCAACUAAAAAUGACAAAGACAUAACAGAAUUACAAGAACAAAUCCACAGGCUUUUUGUGCAGCCGGUCCACGCCAGUGCUUCCAGCGGCUACGGGAGCCUGAGCAGCAGCGGCUCACAGGAGCAGCACAUCAGCGUCGCCUCUUCUAGUGAGUCAAGUGGACACUGUGCGGAGGAGGCACAGAAAGAGCAGAUGACCUGGCAGCAGGUCUGUGCCGGUGUCAGCAGGAUCAAGAACGUGGGCCAGCAGCUCUACAUUGAGUCGAUGGCCAGAGCAUCAGUCAGACCUGUGAUGGAGACACGCAUGGAGCUGCAGGGCGCUGAUGAGCAAAAGGACUUUUCUUCCUUUGAGACACUGAAAUAUAAAAGCAUGUGUACUGGCUCUUGUGACGAUGUGGGGCGAGAAGAGCACAGCUCAUCCUACCAGCAGAUGAAUUGUAUCGACAGUGUCAUCAGGUACCUGACAAGCUACAGUCUCCCGGCCUUGAAAAGGAAGUGCAUAUCCUGCACAAACACGUCUUCAUCCUCAGAAGAAGCCAAGCAAAACCAGGAGGAGGACAGCAGCCCGGCACUGCGAGAUGCUGAACAUAUCCAGAACAUACCUGAGCUGGAAACAACAGCUAGACUACCCACAGCCGCCGGAGGUGGUGCUGCACGGACACUGUCCACUGCCGCUCCGAGCGUGGGGUCUGCCGUAAGCCAGUGCAGCUGCAGCAGCACCGCUGUCCCUGUCCCGCCCCUACAGUCAGAGGGUGUUGCCUUAGCUUGUAAGCCCUGGACCGUGAGAACACAGCCAUCUCACCUGACCACAGAAGAAUUUCAGCAUGUGGGGCUCACCGCAGCUGUCCUCUCCGCACACACACAGAAGGAGCAACAGAACUGUGUCGACAGGUUCCGAGAGAAGACCCUGACCUCCCCUUACAGCUGCUGUCUUCAGCAGGGAAGCAGAGACAGUGCUAAGUACUCCUCUGUCGUUUCAACAGGUUCUGCUACUAAGCACACCAGAUGUGCUGCAAGCGAGAGACAGAAGCCCAAACGGAAGAAGCUGCCGGUGCCUUUGAACAGUAGCAGCCCCAGUGCUGACUUCUGUUCCCAUGUCCGAGGACUCCUUCCAGACAUGCAGCCCUGGAGCCCCGCUGGGGCCUCGUUUCCCCACGCCGAGAGCCUAGCUUUGCCGUCAGCCCUGGUGCUUCCCAGGCAGGCCCCUUAUCUCCUUCCAUCUUUCCCCCUCCAAGCUGUGGCUUCUCUGGGAGUGAGUGACCAUGCAGCCUGCGGAGCUGCAGCUGCAUGCCCUCAGCCUGUUUCAGCUCUCCCUUCUGCUUGCCUGGACACGUUCAUGACCAUGUACCUGCACAGCACCCCCAUCUUUCCUCUGUGGGCAGCAUCGUUCUCCCCGUAUCCAUUCCUGGGGGCCACAGGCUUCUCUGAAGUGACACCCUCAGUACCAGUAUUGGCUCCAAACCUGGAACCAGCUUCUUCAGACCACAGCCAAAGGAGAGUGGAGGAGAACUGGGAGACACACAGUGAAGAGCGUCCAUUUAUUAGUUCAAGGAGCAGCUCGCCAUUACAGCUAAACUUACUGCAGGAGGAGAUGCCUGCACCAGCUGAGUCUGCAGCUCCAGUGAGAAGAGGCCCAGAUGCUGAGUGUCACUGUGUUACAGGUCACAGUGGCAGUAGGAGCAGUCACUGUGCCACCGGUGAGCUGGCCACAGCAUCAGUUCACCAGGGGUCUCUGUCUGCAGCUGCCUCAGGAAGCAGUGCCAGCAGCGUGUCCUUGAGUCGCGGUGACAAUUCUUCUGAAGCCUCUGAAAAUGGACAGAGGUCGCAGCAUCGACAGAGAAAUGCAGCUUUUCCCGGGACGGCUGAGGAGUCCAUCUGGAGAAUGAUAGAGCGAACGCCAGAGUGUGUCCUCAUGACAUACCAGGUGCCGGAGAGGGCUAGAGAAGAGGUGCUGAGAGAGGACCUGGAAAAGCUCAGCAGCAUGGAGCAGCGCCAGCCCCAGUUCUCUCCUGCGCAGAAGGAGGAGCUAGCCAAGGUGCAGUCCUGGAUCCACAGACAGACUGCCCCUCAAGACAGACACCUCCCAACCUGUGUCACCUGUGAAGACAGAAGUUCAGGCGGUUACACUGCAGAGGUCCAGGAACAGCACCCGGCAGGAGACACCAGUUGAGCAACAGCGAAGAUGUCCGUUCACACCCUCUGCAGGUCAUGGGACACAGAUGUCUGUGUUACCUCGCCAAAGUCUUAAAUGACAGUCAUCCACAUGAAGACCUUCCCUGGCUUUGGUUCCAUUUUGGGUUUCGGUAGCACUGGGAUCCAACCCAGGGCCUUGCACAUACUAGGCCAGGACUCUACUGCUGACCUGGAUCCCCAGCCCUCCCUUCUUUGGUUUUUAACAGAAGACAUUUUCCCAAAGCAGGAGUUUGCAUAGGCUCUUGUUCCUGAUACUAAAACUGCCCGUGAGAAGCCUUCCCUAGCUUAUCUGUCGUCCGAAGACGUCGGCUUGCCCCUGGAGAGGUAUGUGUCUGACAAAAGUGGAUUUCAGAAUCAUCCUGAAUUAGUUGCCGCAAGAAUGG